AUGAUGGCGUGCCACGCCCCGAAUCUGACGGCUCUCUGUCCGCGGCUGCGUGAGUGGGCGGAGGAGCGACAUCUCGCGGUCGCCAUACCAUCUCCACCGGACUGUAUCUCCGACUUCCCCGAGGAGCAUCAUUCCUCGCCAUCGCUGCAAGAGCAGCGCCGCCUACUGCUCGGCUCCCGUUGCGGCACUCCCCGUUUCCUCUUCCGCCCCGCUUCCGCCGCUUUCUCAACUUCCGCCGCUUCCGCCAGUUCUUCCCCGCACCCGUCCGCCACCGUCCGUUCCGCCACGUGCCAACCCGUGGCCUCAGCGCCAAUUUAUCACCUCCCAGCAGCGGCCCGUCCCGCUUCGCGCGAAACGACGGCGCGUUCGCCGUCCUGUCUCGACGGCGCAGUACCGUCUCCCACCGUGAAGUUCCCCAGAAGCUGCUCAGAUUCCGGCACCGGCCGCUUGAUGAAGCUGGCGCGAUGCGAUCUUCUCGGCUCGCGCUGCGGCACGCCGAGGCGCGCCACCGGAGCGGAUCCGCGGGCUUUUCACCACCGCGCGCGCAGCGUGACGUGGGACCUUCCGCGGGACGAGAUCCCCUUCUCGCACUCCAACCCCGUCCCCUCCCGCGGAUGUCUCCGCCUGCUGCGCGCGGACGUGCUGGGAUCGAAAUGCGGAACGCCCAAGUUCCGCGCACCCGCGGAGCCCGAAGCCAUCUGGAGCGUGUAA
Molecule: messenger RNA, 711 nt
Organism: Closterium sp. NIES-65
Lineage: Eukaryota; Viridiplantae; Streptophyta; Zygnematophyceae; Desmidiales; Closteriaceae
Source: the annotation of a GenBank genome assembly